Molecule: messenger RNA, 6275 nt
Organism: Chlamydomonas reinhardtii
Lineage: Eukaryota; Viridiplantae; Chlorophyta; Chlorophyceae; Chlamydomonadales; Chlamydomonadaceae
Exons: 22
Coding region: 102-5858 (1918 amino acids)
Biological process (GO): regulation of transcription by RNA polymerase II
Cellular component (GO): nucleus
Molecular function (GO): protein binding
Source: RefSeq, a predicted model, not a curated record
AAAAGAAGCUACAUCGCUGCGAUUGCAAAUUUUGACUUCAAGGUUCAAAGCUGUCUUCAACCAAAGCUGUCGGCAAUAAGUAGUGUCUGCGGGUCGCAGCCAUGCGGCCUGCUAAAAAGCAGAAGACUGAAGUGCCGCGCUGCCCGACAGUCUGGGCAUUGACCGACGCGGCGCUUUGGGAGCCGUAUGCUUUGAUUGGGAAGCAGGUUCGCGUGCUGUGGCCGGGGGAGAAUCGCUACUUCGCUGGCACCAUCGUGCAAUACUUCCCAGACUCGUGCGAGCAUGAAGUACACUAUGAGGACGGCGACGAGGAGUUGCUGGUGCUGGCAGCGGAGAAGGUGCAGCUGCUGCCAGAGUGUGUGCGGACCCUGCCGCCGCCCGCUCCAGCCCAGCUGAGCACUCUGGCGAAACGCCUUGACGACCUGGCCGCGUCUCUGGAGUCCCGCGCACUGCAGCAGCGCACGGGCAGGGGGCGCGCCACGCUGAAGGAGGAGGAUCGACAGAAGUUUGAGAUGUACCGGCGGCGAGCCGGUGAGGUGCGGCUGGCCAAGGAGCGGCGAGAGCUCAUGCUGCGCUUAGAGUGCCAGCACCAAAAGCAGCGGCAGCCGCUGGACCGGGCGAGCUCGGGGGUCGACCCCGCGUCACCCACGCCGCAGCGCAAGCAGACAGCUCAGAAGCGCCUAGGGGUUACUGGCCCCGGUGUCAUUCCCCUGGGCGCUAAGGCAGCCGCCGGUGCCAGCCGGCCGUCUCGGGCGGCGGCCGCAAGCGCAGCGGCUGCUAUCGCUGCGACCUCGCAAGGUCGGCGGUGCGGGACUGCGGUGGACACAGCGGCUUUGUCCGCCGCGGCUGCGGACGACGAGGCCACAAGUAGCCCAGAGGUCCCAUUCCGGGUGUGCUCCCCGGGAUCUGCGAAGCGGCGCAAGCAACUGCUGCAACAACAGCACGGCUUCCAGCAGCCGCUAGGCAAGCCCAAGGGAAAAAGGGGUGGCAAAGCAUGCAAGGUAUCUGCUGACAGCAGCGAUAUCAUGGCCCUGGACAGCACAGGGGGGCUAGACCUGGACUCGGUGGCGGCAGAGCUGCUGCAGGGCGGCCACCCCUGGGCGGGAGCAUGGGCAGGGGGCAGGAAGGGCGCCAGCGCGGAUGUGGGACGGCUGUACGUGCCGCGGCCAUGGCCAGCAGUGCCCGUCAGCGUGCAGGCCGCGCCGGUAGCGGCGGCUCCAAGCAUCGGCGCUGCUAAGGUCAGCGCACCCUUGCAGCCAGAGAUUGCCGGUGUCGCUGAUGCUGGGGCCAAGCAGCCUGACGGCACUGCCGCGGGCGGGGAAGCUGCCGCUGCACCUGGGUUGCAAGAGGGCACCGCAGCGGCGCUGGGGGAGAACUCUGGCGGCGAGGGCAAGGCGGUGGAUGAGGACCGCCGCCGCGCUAGUGCGGUGGCAGAUGAGCUUCGCACCGCGUACCAGCACUUCCGCGAACACUGCGCUGGCUUCAAGCAAUACCACGAGCUGCAGGUGGCUCUGUGGCUGGCGCCGGAGCAGCUCGUGGGGCGGGAGCUGCGCGUGCUGUGGCCGGACGAGGAGGCCUGGUUUUGUGGCCGCGUGACUAAGUACAUGCCGGAGCAGGGCACGCACACAGUGGAGUACGACGACGGCGACGUAGAGCACCUGCACCUGGCCGCGGAGGAGGUCCGCCUGCAGCUGGUGCCGGGUGAGGCCGAGCGGGAGCUGGUGCCAAAGUCGUCAUCCGCACUUCGGCACAUGGCGGAGCUGAUGGAGGCAAACGUGGCGCGAGCACGGCGACGUGUAGCGGAGCUGCGGGCAGGUGUUGCUCCAGGGGCUGCCGUGGCGGCAGCCCCUGAAGGCGCUGGAGACGGCCAGCAGCAGCGGGAAGCCCAGCCGGAGGCCGAGGACCCUGAUGAGCUCGAGGCGAAAGCGGACCGCUGGUGCAAGCGUGCUGCGCAGCUGCACACCCUGGUGGCGGCCAUGGCAAAGGAGGAGGCGGAGUCGACCAAGGGGGAGGCGGCCAAGGAGGUGGCGGUGCCUCAGGCGGCAGGGGCAACACCUGCAGCCACCAGCGCCGUGGCUGCUGCUGCUGUUGCGGCGGCGGCGCCGGCGCAAGAGCCCCAGGCUGCACGCGUUGCUGACUUGGCGGCGGAGGCGAAGCCAGCCGGGCGCGGUAGCAGGAGCAGCAAGCAGCAGGUUGUGCAGCAAGCGCAGUCGGAGCAACCAGGUCUGGAGGCCCUGGAUGAUGGCGGCCUCAAGCAUGGCAAGGCAGGCAAACGCGGAGCGCGCACCCAGGCUUCGGCCGCUUCGCAGGACAGCAAGAAGCACCGGCCGGGCCGUGGGCGCACGAGCGCGAGAAGCGCAGCUGCAGCACUUGCCCCCGCGGAUCAGGACACGGUGAUGCCUGAGGCCAAAGAGGUCGACACCGCCGCUGUUGAACCUACCAGCGAGGCAGCGCUUGCUGCCUCGCUUGAGGCUGCGUCCGCUCCAGCCGGGGCAGAAGGAGCGAUCGCUGAGGCAAUGCCAGCCGCAGGCACCGCAGACCAGAUGGCAGAGCAGGGCGACGCAACCGCGGCCGCGGAGCCAAGCUCGCGGCCGGACGACUGGGCAACGGUGCAAGUGCUGCGGCCUGGCGAGGUGGUGUGGGCGCAGGUGCGGCGCUCGGCGCCGUGGCCAGCAAUCGUCAUCACGCGCGAGGAGGCAGAGAGGGAGGGCCUGGUUGGUGGCUCGCGGCUGGGUCACAACCACCAGGUGUUCGUGCGCUUCUUCGGCGACUACACCGUGUUCGCCCUGCCGGCAAUCUCGGCGGGCGCCCGCAUCCCCGACCGCGGCGCCGUGGUACCCUUCCUGUCGGGCCUGCAGCUGGGCUGGCACGCGCGCCGUGGCGCUGCCGGCGGGGCCGCAAGCUCGGCACAUGCUCAGCGCUUCUUGCGGGCCCUGUUCGAGCUUCGCGCUUACAUGACCGAGGGCGAGCUGCCGCGCGGCAUGAUUCCGCCCAACUUUGACGAGGACGAGGACGAGGAGGAGGACGGCUCGGAAGAGAUCGCCACGGUGGCGGGUGGGCGCGGCAGCGCGGCUGCUCGCGGUCGUGGUGGCGCCGGCACCACCGCUCUGGACCCGCUGGCGGGCGCGGUGCAGCUGCCCUUCGCUGUGGGUCCCAAGCUGCGCAUCCUGGCGCUGGGCGAGGUGGUGUGGCUCAGCCGGCACUUCCACGAUGAGAAGUACAUCUACCCGCUGGGUUUCAAGGCGGAGCGCAUGAUGGGCAGUGGCGCCAGCGGGGGCAGGGAGGUGAUGCACGUGAUGGAGGUCAUCAGCGAGGACGGCGUGCGCCCGCUGUUCAGGAUAACGCCCGAGGGCAAGCAGCCAGUGACAGCGGACACCGCCUCCAAGACCAUGAGGGCGCUGUUCGAGGAGGAUGUCCGCGCCCGCGGCAGGGCCUUCGCGCGCACCGGUGCGGACCUGUUUGGCCUGAGCAACGCCCGCGUGGCGGCGCUGGUGCGCGCGCUACCGGGCGCCGAGCGCUGCGAGCGCUUCGCCAACUGGCCAGCUGACAUGGAGAAGCCGCCGCCACCCACGCUGACGCCGUACGAGGAGGCCCAGCGGCGGGCGCUGUACGCGCGGGCGCUGCGGUUGCCGGAGGGCGUGGUGGGCGUGCCCCAGACCAAAGCGGGCAUGUGCUUCGAGUGCGAGGUGUGCGGAGAGGACGAGGAGUCAUCGGACGACGUGAAGCUGGAGUGCGACAUGUGCCGUUGCGUCGUGCACACAAGAUGCUACGGUGUGACACAGCCUCCGCCGCCCGGGGCGCUGUGGCUGUGCGACGUGUGCCAGAUGCACGCGACGGGCCUGCCGGAGGAACUCUCGCCGCCGUGCGAGCUGUGCCCCGUGCUGGGCGGCGCCCGCAAGCGCACUGAGAGCGGCGGCUACGUGCACUUGCUGUGUGCGCUGUGGACGCCGGGCGUUACAUUUGGCAACGUGGACACACUGGAGCCCGUCGAGGGUGUGGCCAAGGCGGUGCAGAGCCGCGCGUCGCUGCGCUGCUCCCUGUGCUCUCAAAUGCACGGCGCCUGCAUCCAGUGCGCGGGCGACCGCUGCUACACCGCCUUCCACCCCAUGUGCGCGCGGGAGGCGGGCAUGGCGCUGUGCGAGCUGCGCCAGGGCAAGCGCGCCGCGGGUGCGCCAGGCCGCAGCAAGGGAGCUGCGGACGCCCCAGCGGACACCAGCGCGGCUGGGCUGGCAGCGCCUGGCGGACCUCAGGGGCGGUCGCGAGAGGCGUCGGAGGGCGGCGCAGGCGUGGAUGCGGACGGGCCGCAUGGCAAGGAGAACCAGCCCCAGCCUGGUGACGGCGGCAAGGCCGGCAGCGGCACGGCAGGAGCCACCAGGACCGCAGCCCCUUCGGCCGCCCAGGGCAUUACAUGCCCGCUUGCAGCCGCCACAGCGGCCGUGGCCGGCUCCGCUGCGGCGGGGCCGCUGCAGCGGCGCAAUCGCAACCGCAACCGUGGCGGCCGCCAUGGCAGCGCCUAUGCCAUGGCCGGCGUCACACUGGGCAAGGGCGUGACAAUGGCUUGCUUUUGUCUGCGGCACGAGGAACUGGUCCUGCAUCGGCAUGAGUUCAAGCCCAGCUACCCCGGCGGCCGCUUUGCAGAGCGCCGCGCGGAUCUGACUCGCGAGCAGCUGCGUGCGCGGCGCGACGCGUUGUUGGCCGCGGAAAAGGCCGUUGCCGCCGAGGCCGCCGCCCAAGCUGUCCAGCAAACGGAGCAGGAGCAGCAGCAACUGACACGGCAGAGCGUGGAGACGGGUCGCUCCAUGUCGUUCGCCGACUGGCGCAGCCGCGGCCACCGUGCACCUGAGGCAGUGGCCAUUGCGCGCGAGAAGCGCAGCUUCGUGCGGCAGCUGCCAUACUUGGUGACGGGGAGGCUGCAACACAGCGAGGAGCAGGUGCGAGCGCUGGCACCGAUUGCCAUUGGGGCCAAGCCGACCAGCUGCCCACGGCCCACUGGAAGCGCACGCGCCAGGCCGGACGGACACGUGGAGCCCGAGGCCUCGAGCCUCCAACCGAUUGCCGGGCUGCCGCGGCAGGACGCCGAGGCAACAGCCAGUAUGCUGCCGGUGAGCACGCAGACGCCGGUCAGCGGGGCCGUGGUAGGCGGGUGCAAAGCCGCAGCCGAGGCCGAAGACAGCGGGCCCAGCGCGGAGGCGGUGGAGCACCUGCCGCUGGAGCUGCUGGCGGCUGCCACGGCGUCGGGGGCGCGUUCCGUGGCUGAGCGCUACUGGGCCAUGCGCGCCACUGUGAGCGUGCGGCUGGCAGCCGGCAAGUCCGCGAUCCACGGCUGGGGCGCGUUCGCCAAGGUGCCGCACAAGCGAGGAGACAUGCUCAUUGAGUACGCGGGAGAGCUGAUCCGGCCGGUGGUGAGCGACGUGCGAGAGAAGCGCAUGUACAACGACCUGGUGGGGUGCGGCACCUACAUCUUCAGCUUAAACGGCCAGCAGCACAUCGACGCCACCAAAGCAGGCAACAUGGCCCACCUCCUCAACCACAGCUGCGACCCGAACUGCUACAGCCGCGCCAUCACCCUGACCGACCCGCUCACUGGCGCCACCACCGACCACGUCAUCAUCACAGCCAAGCGCGACCUGCAACCGUGGGAGGAGCUGACGUACGACUACCGCUUCAACAGCGCCGUGGAGCUGCCCUGCAACUGCGGCGCCGCGAGCUGCCGCCUGCUGGUCAACUGGCCGGAGGAGAGCCGUGACGGGGACGACGAAGAGGAAGGGAACAGCGGGGACGAGGGAGAGGAGCCGGGGCUGGGGUUGGGGGUGGAACAACAGGCGGGCGAGGCGCCGAGGGUCAGGGGCCAGGUGUAAAGACAGGUAUGCUGAGGUGGCUCCGGAGUGGCCAGGGGUGCGGGUGCGAGAGGGGUAGGUACCGAUUUGGGAAGUGGGUGACCAGCUAGCUGGUUCGGCGCAGGCGGCUAAAGCGUUCUGCGCAAUGGUGAUGGUGAUCGCCACAGCACGGCAGCAGGCGGCAUGAGCUAGAACAGAAGACGGGCAUGACUGAGUUGUGGGGCGCGAGAGAUUUGUGGGCGAUGUGCACGGUGUGCAGGCUCGGGCAGGAGCGGGACAGGAGAGGAUCGUGGCAGCUAGUGGUAGGAGGGGGCUAUGGCGGACAAUAACGAAUACAAUUGCAGUCCCUGCAAGUGUCAGAAAGUUGAGGCUGCGCUGCUGAGUUUGAGGGCGGUACGGAAAUGGGCGGUCAAGGACACGCCGACGGCACGCGUACGA